UUUAACUCAUAAUUUAUAUGAAAUGACAGAUGGUUGUAAAAACAGCAAGGGAAAUAUUCAGGACUGGACGGUCAAGAGAAUAUGAAUUCCGUAAACAACAACUGCAAAGUCUUGUAGCGUUCUUUGAAAAUCAUGAAGAUGCUAUCCUUGAGGCUCUGCACAAAGAUCUUCACAAGCCACGCUUCGAGGGCCUUAUUGGAGAGGUAUUUAUGGUUAAAAAUGAUGCUGUAACAGCUCUUAACAACCUUGAGGAUUGGAUGAAACCAGAAUACACAGAAAAAGGUCUUCUCAACAAAAUGGAUACCUGUAUGAUUAGAAGUGAACCCCUGGGCGUGGCCCUCAUAAUAGGUGCAUGGAAUUACCCCAUUCAAGUGACUCUACUUCCACUUGUUGGUGCUAUUGCAGCAGGUAACUGUGCUGUCAUCAAGCCCUCUGAGGUUGCAUCGGCAACAGCUGAUCUUAUCAAGACACUCCUGCCCAAGUAUCUGGACGAGGAUUGCUACCCUGUAGUAUUAGGUGGAGUCGAAGAAACACAAGAACUCCUGAAACAAAAAUAUGAUAAGAUAUUUUAUACUGGUGGUGGAGCAGUUGGUAGACUAGUCAUGGAAGCCGCAGCAAAGAAUCUAACAAGAGUAACACUAGAGCUUGGUGGAAAAAGCCCAUGUUACAUUGAUGAUGAAUGUGAUUUAGCUGUGGUGGCAAACAGACUUGCUUGGGGGAAGUUUAGCAAUAGUGGGCAGACUUGUGUAGCACCUGAUUAUGUAUUAUGCAGCCCAGGAAUACAAGCAAAACUAAUAAAACAUUUGAAGGAAACAUUAUUUGAAUUCUAUGGAGAGGAUGCAAGAGAUUCUUCAAACUUUGGAAGAAUAAUAAAUGACAGACAUUUCCAACGUCUAAAGAAGUUGUUAUCCCAUGGAGAGUGUGUGAUUGGUGGAGAGACCGAUGAAAAAGACAGGUUUAUUAGUCCUACAGUACUUACAGGGAUUAAACCAUCAGAUCCUGUUAUGGAAAGCGAGAUAUUUGGACCUAUUCUACCAAUACUCAAUGUCAACAGCCUUGAUGAAGCUGUUGAGUUUAUUAACGACAGAGAUAAGCCUCUUGCGCUUUAUAUUUUUUCAACAAACAAGGAAAAGAUUAAUUAUAUCAUGGAAAACACUUCUUCAGGAGGAUUUUGUGCAAAUGACACUGUAAUUCAAGCUGCAGUUGAGUCAUUGCCAUUUGGUGGUGUUGGAGGUAGUGGUAUGGGUGCUUAUCACGGCAAGCAUUCGUUUGAUGUUUUCUCCCACAAGAAAGGCUGCCUCGUCAAGAGUCUUUGUAUGGAGUCAAUGAAUGC
Molecule: messenger RNA, 1333 nt
Organism: Exaiptasia diaphana
Lineage: Eukaryota; Metazoa; Cnidaria; Anthozoa; Actiniaria; Aiptasiidae
Product: aldehyde dehydrogenase family 3 member B1
Biological process (GO): aldehyde metabolic process
Cellular component (GO): cytoplasm
Molecular function (GO): aldehyde dehydrogenase (NAD+) activity
Source: RefSeq, a predicted model, not a curated record